Messenger RNA from Hyposmocoma kahamanoa, 1752 nucleotides. RefSeq lists its product as uncharacterized. Gene Ontology annotation, molecular function: DNA binding. Bases 94 to 1035 code for a protein of 313 amino acids. The transcript is spliced from 4 exons. The record is from RefSeq and is a predicted model, not a curated record. Lineage: Eukaryota; Metazoa; Arthropoda; Insecta; Lepidoptera; Cosmopterigidae.
AACAGGAGAAGGAGUGUCCUUUGGAAUUUCUAUGAAGAGCUUGGAUCGACUGGACAACGUUGCAAACUUUGCUCCAAGAUAUUGAGUAAAAACAUGGCUAGGCAUUUGCGUUUGAAGCAUCCUAAAGUUUAUCGACAAAUGCAAGGUAGUUUGGAAAAGAGGAAAAAGCCAGCUUACGAGAGACCAAAAUCAUACAGAUGUUGGGUAAAGAAAUACUGCAGCAAAAUUGGUGAUAGAAAGUACCAAUGCGAUAUAUGUGAUAAAAUACUAAGUCUACCAAACGGACUCUUUGGUAAUAUGAAGCGUCACAUUCGUAGCAAACAUCCUUAUGUUUAUGAUCAGGAAGUUAAUGAUUUGAUUGGUAUCAGGAUAGAAACUGUAGAUACCCCAGCUUCUGACACCAAAGAGUAUUUAGAAGACGUGGAAGAGUUUACAACAAAUAAAUCGGAAGAAGGAGGUGACGAGGACUCAGCACAAGAAGAAGCAGACUCCGAAUUAGAACAGGUUGAUAGUGGAACCGUGUUGAACGAAGCUGAUCCCAAUUUCGAAGAGAAAAUUAAAUAUUUUUGUACUAAACCUGUUUCGGGUAAAAAAAGAGCAUCGAAUCCUAUGUGGAAUUUCUUUGAAACGAUUGAGGAGAAUCAUUUGUACAUGUGCUUGGGUUGCAACAAACAGUUAUCAAUUUACCCCCAUAGUAUCGCUAAUUUGAAGCGACACAUUAAAAUGAAGCACAAGAAACAGUACGAAUACAUGAUGAAAUAUUUGACACCGCGCAAAAGUUGUAUUGAAAAAGCAGACGAAGAAGAAGCACCACUUAGCUUUGACAAAUACUACUUCGACCUUGAAAGCGAAGGACAUUACAAAUGCAAAGAAUGUUCAGAAGUAAUACAAAGCACCGAAGAAGACCAGUCGUCCUUAUUUAACCACAUUAAAGAUAAUCACCCAGACCAGAUAUUAGCGUAUCAGGAGGAAGAAAAUGCUGAAUACAACAUUGUGAUUCUCAAAAAUGAUGAUGUUGCAACGAUUGGACAGUGAAUUUAUGGAUUUUCGUUAAAGGUUCUUGGAUUGAUUACGUUCUUACAAAGGAUGCCUGUGUAGUUACUCGUAUGUGUGCGUUAGUGUAUUAAAUAAGUCUUUUCAUAGGUUUAGGUCUAAGGUUGGCCAGAGCAAAGACAAUUUGUUUAACUGGCGAUUUUCGGAUGUUUGAAUUGCACACGUCGUGCCCUGCGUACCCAAACACUGCACGCUUCAGGAUUUAAAGACGUUUAUUAGUGACAUGGCCAGUUCUGGACUUCAGUAAUAGAGUAUAUACUUACAUACGAAGGAGAAUAUUGCAUUUGUUUAAAUAGGAUAUCUUGCGUUGGUAAAUUUUCUCAUACAUAAUUUUGUGUUGGAUUUUUGCCGAUCACAUAUAUAUUUUAUGGUAUUGAAACAAUCAGAUGGUCCACGUGAUUAAAAGUGAUAAUUGCCUUCUCUGUGAUAUCAAGAGAAUACAUAUUAUUCGUAAUGAAUAUUUUCUUGGAAUGAAUCAUAACGACGUCGUUUUCGCUAUUCGCUAAAAAUCAAUACAAUUGCGGUGUAAUGAAAGUAAUUGGCUUAAUAAUACUAAGGUAAUUUUUGGGACUAAGUGUAAGUGUUAAUUAUUCUCAUCACAUUUUCGUAGAAUAAUAGUUAUUUGUUAUGCAAGGCUGCAAAGUUGUUUAACGCGAGUGCUUGUAUUGAAACCUGAGCAAGCGAAGGAAGCUUAGAUUG